This is a messenger RNA of Hyaloperonospora brassicae, 615 nucleotides long. Lineage: Eukaryota; Oomycota; Peronosporomycetes; Peronosporales; Peronosporaceae. The record is from the annotation of a GenBank genome assembly.
AUGACGACCGAGACGGACGCGCAGCUGUAUGUACCGCUGAAGGUACGGCGCCAGCGCGAGCACGAGCGGCUGCAACAACGUCUUACGGUCCUCCAGCAGCGUCUGCAGCACGAACGCAGUGACUCAGAGAGCGCAAGCGACUCGGACGAGCUCCAGCUUAAGAAACAAAAGACCACAUCGUUAUCGACACUGACAACAUCGACCUCAAGCGAUUCAAAGGCAGCGGAAGCACUGUCUUCUACUGCGUCAAUCGAGGAUCAGCAGCAACAACAACAACGAUCGAGCGUGAUUUUGUUGGAUCAGGCGUUUGCGAUGCGCGAGAACGUGUCACCGCCCAUCAAGCCUUUCGAGUACAUGCGGUUUUCGCGUGCAAUCCUGGACGCGCUCAAGACCAAAAAAAUCCUGCGACCGACGCUUAUUCAAGUGCAAGCCAUGCCGCGCAUUCUCGCAGGACGCGACAUGAUUGGUAUUGCGUUCACUGGAUCAGGUAAAACUGUGACGUUCACGCUGCCUCUGGUGAUGCUGGCGCUCGAAGAGGAGACGAAAAUGCCGGUUGUUGGUCAUGAAGGUCCGUUCGGACUGAUUGCAGGUCCAUCCCACAAACUCAUGAGAUAG